Ceratotherium simum simum (southern white rhinoceros) is the source of this 2827-nucleotide messenger RNA. The record is from RefSeq and is a predicted model, not a curated record. Lineage: Eukaryota; Metazoa; Chordata; Mammalia; Perissodactyla; Rhinocerotidae.
CUUAAUUAUUAAUACCUGUUCAUUAUAUUUCAGUGGUACAGGCAUGGAUGGGAAGAAAUGCAGCGUAUGGAUGUUUUUACCUCUUGUAUUUACUUUGUUUACUUCAGCUGGAUUGUGGAUAGUAUACUUUAUAGCUGUGGAAGAUGACAAAAUUUUCCCAUUAAAUUCAGCUGAAAGGAAACCUGGUGUGAAGCAUGCACCAUAUAUAAGUAUUGCAGGCGAUGAACCUCCUGCAAGCUGUGUGUUUAGUCAAGUUAUGAACAUGGCAGCAUUUCUAGCUCUUGUGGUAGCUGUUCUGCGCUUCAUACAACUGAAACCAAAGGUUUUAAAUCCGUGGUUGAAUAUUAGUGGAUUGGUGGCGCUGUGUCUGGCUUCCUUUGGAAUGACCUUACUUGGUAAUUUUCAGCUCACGAAUGAUGAAGAAAUCCAUAAUGUUGGAACUUCCUUGACCUUUGGAUUUGGCACGUUGACCUGCUGGAUCCAGGCUGCAUUGACACUCAAAGUCAACAUCAAGAAUGAAGGACGAAAAGUUGGAAUUCCACGAGUUAUUCUCUCAGCAUUUAUCACUCUCUGUGUGGUCCUCUACUUCAUCCUCAUGGCCCAAGGCAUCCACAUGUAUGCAGCCAGGGUCCAGUGGGGCCUGGUCAUGUGCUUCCUGUCUUACUUUGGUACCUUUGCUGUGGAGUUCCGGCAUUACCGCUACGAGAUUGUCUGUUCUGAGUACCAGGAGAAUUUCCUAAGCUUCUCAGAAAGCCUGUCUGAAGCUUCUGAAUAUCAAACCGACCAGGUGUAACCCAUCAGGUUUUCCUUGCUGGCGAGGUGGGUGUGACAGUGGGGGAGGGGCUAGGAGGACACACUCAUAGGACUUGACACAUAACCUCAUGACACAUUUUACACACACACACACACACACACACACACACACGUUCAUGGCCACAUUUGCCAAAUAAGCUUUUCAGGGCAGGUUAUUUCUUUAACAAAAAAGCACAAGCCCUUACGUGUUGAAAUACAGGCUGUUACACUGAAAAUAUAUGCACGACAGAGCAAGAAGCUUGUGCAUGAUCACCUCUCUUCCCCUCUCUCCCAAUUCUCCCUGCUCUUAUUCUCUUCACACAUUUCAGACAUCGUGAUCACCCUACCACGGAGUAGGGCAGGCCAAAUGUAACGUGGGAAUAAUGCCAACUCCCGAAGUUGCCUUCAGAUCCAAAGGGCUUGGAACCAGCUCAUGAGGAAGUUCUGAAUCUGGCACUAAAACCCUUGAAUGGAUAGAGUAUCAUCUAAUUGGAUGGAAACUGUAUGAAGACGUAACCUGUGGAAAGGCAUGGGAUCAAGGAUAGAACUUUCCCACAAAAGCUCCCUUCAUCAUUGUUCAGGGGUUGGCUGCGUGGAGUCAAUGAAAGGCAUAUGCUGCAAACUGUGAGCGUGAAGCCCACCACUGCGAUUUGGACCUUACUGUGACUGAGAAAUAUUUCCAAAUUUGAAUAUUUGUAGGGACGUGGUCUGCCAGGAAUGGAAGAAGAUGGGGGCAGCAGGGAUGCGGUUUCGUUUUUGCUUCCAUAGUAUGCUAUGUACAGUUUUUGUUUUCUAUUUCAUAGUUUGCCUUCUUUUUUUCCUUUAUGUAACUACCACGGGUCUCUCGAGGCCUCUUGGAUGAAGAAGAUGUAGGCCAAAUGCAAGAGCUGAGCUGGUUUUGGGUUCAACCACGAUAAAAGAAAAAAAGGCUUAAUUUGCUGCUUUUAUGUUUGAAGCUAAGAAAAUGUUCAAGGAAAGCACACAGAAAUAUGUGUAGAGGUCAUAAAAAGAGCUCCUGCUGGACAUUUAUAAAAGACAGGAGUUUUAGAGCAUCUUGCUACAAGUCCACAUCAGGGGACAGUUUCUUAAUAUGUAUCUAUAGCUCAAAUUUAGUAUUGGGGGGUGCAGUUAAGGGCUUUUCAUACUUGGAAUUUGUAGAAGCCAAUUAAAAGAUUACCCUCUCCCAAAAACAAAUUGGUGCAGCUGGUCCCCUACUGCCCAACAGGUAGUUCCCACCUGCCAAGGGUUUACAACUCAAAUUGUAGGCCUGGGCUUUCGAGGCUGUGCUUCAUAAAGAAGAGCAGACUUCUGAAUUCAAAAUGUGCUGGAGUGGGCCAAGCUGACAGACCCUCCAUGAAUGCACUUUGUUUCAAGAAAUCCCCAGAUUUACUUCAUAGGGGCCUGAGAUUUCAUGGAAUAUAAUGUGAAAAACAUUGUUUUUUAAUUCAACCCAAGCUCUGAGCUUCUUGAGGAGAGGGGUCAAUGACUUCUCAUCUCUAUAUUUAUCCCCACCUCCUAGCACAGUGCCUGGCACAUAUUAGGUGCUCAACAAAUGUCUGUGGAAUCAAAUUGUUGGUCAUUUAGGGUAGGAAAAAGGAGUAUCAGAGAAAGACUCAAAGAUGAGUGAGAGAGAACAGAAGAUGACUGUUUCAUGCAAGACAGGAAUGGAAGAAAUCAUGAACAAGGGUCAGAUGGGGGAGUGAGAAUGCGUAUAAAGAGUAAAAAAUGUGAGGACAAGAAUCAAGCAGAGAACAGUCUCCUAUUAAAAAGGCAUCUUACUGUAAAUAGUCCAAGGUGACAUUUAUUAUUUUUGAAUACUGCUUUUGGUUUUUUGUUUCAUUUUUAUAUUUUAAAGAUUUUAUCAGAGAACAAAGAUUUGUGAAGUUUCUUUUACUCUACACAAUCCAAAUUAAACAGCUUUUGGUGAUGCACUGUACACUUCCUUAGGAGUAUAUCUAAUAGCACAUUUUAGCAGAAUCAAGCAAUGACUGGCAUUAUUCAUUGGGAUCUGACCACUAAAUAAAAUUCUUUUAUG